Messenger RNA from Rotaria sordida, 1478 nucleotides. NCBI's taxonomy places the organism in Eukaryota, Metazoa, Rotifera, Eurotatoria, Philodinida, Philodinidae. The record is from the annotation of a GenBank genome assembly.
AUUUCUUCAAGAAUUAAUUAUUAAUAAUUGUGGUAUAGAACAAAUUAAAUUACCUAAUCAAGUUGAUUCAAAUGAAUUAUUUCAAUCAUUAAAGUAUCUUUAUAUGUCUGAUAAUAAAAUAAGUUCAUAUUCAUCAAUAAAUGAAUUAAGUCGUAUAUCAUCAUUAAUAUCAUUCAGUAUACUUCGAAAUCCAAUAUAUGGAUUAAAUCAAUUUGAAAAUGAAACAGCUAAACAAAUGAUUAUAGCUCGUUUACCUAAUUUAACAUAUUUAAAUCGAGUUUUAAUUAGUCAUGAUGAAAGACGUGGAGCUGAAAUUGAUUAUUUACAACGUUAUGCUCAAGAUUAUUUUGAUACUAAAUUAGAUUUUAUUAAUGAACAUAGACAAUAUCAAAGAUUAAUUAAUAAAUAUGGUGAACCUUUAAAACAAAAUAAAAAUCAGGAAUCAAAAAAAGGUCUUUGUAUUCGUCGAGAUUUAUUAAAAGUUAUAUUUGAAUUUGGUGAUGAAAAUGAAAUAAAAAUUGAAAAAAAAAUUCCAUCAUCAAUGACAAUAGCAAAAUUAAAAACAUUUGUUCGAAAAUUAUUUCCAUCACAAUUAACAAAUGAUAUUCAAUUUAAUUUAUUUGUUGUUAUUGAUAAAAAACAUAAAGAACUUAUUAAACAAUAUAAUGAUCAUGUUAUUGAUUUAUCAUCUCAAUCAAUAAAUGAAUUUGAUGUUAAUCAUUAUAUAUAUAUAUAUAUAAAUCUUUCUCAAAUAAACGAACUUAAUAUUCGACAAAAUUUAAUUAAAAAUUGGUCUCAAUUAUGGAUUAUUUUAGAAAAAUAUUUUCCCAAAUUAGAAAUCUUAAAAGUUAGUAAUUCUCGAAUCAAUUUUGAUAUCAAUCCAUCAAAUGAAUUUAUUAAUAUAAAACAAAUUGUUCUUAUUGAUAUAGAUAAUGAUUGUCAUUCAUUUGAAUAUAUUUUAAAAUAUUUUCCAAAUUUAAUUGAUAUUCAUUUAGAUUUAAAUCAUUUAACUUUUAUAUCAGAAAAUUUUGUUAAUAAAAUAAAAAAUGUAACUAAUUUAUCAUUAUCAGAUAAUCAAAGAUUAAUAGAAUGGGAUCCAUUUAUUAAUCGAUUAGGUUUACUUCCAUUUCUUCAAGAAUUAAUUAUUAAUAAUUGUGGUAUAGAACAAAUUAAAUUACCUAAUCAAGUUGAUUCAAAUGAAUUAUUUCAAUCAUUAAAGUAUCUUUAUAUGUCUGAUAAUAAAAUAAGUUCAUAUUCAUCAAUAAAUGAAUUAAGUCGUAUAUCAUCAUUAAUAUCAUUCAGUAUACUUCGAAAUCCAAUAUAUGGAUUAAAUCAAUUUGAAAAUGAAACAGCUAAACAAAUGAUUAUAGCUCGUUUACCUAAUUUAACAUAUUUAAAUCGAGUUUUAAUUAGUCAUGAUGAAAGACGUGGAGCUGAAAUUGAUUAUUUACAACGUUAUGCUCAAGAUUAUUUUGAUA